Sordaria macrospora k-hell is the source of this 828-nucleotide messenger RNA. RefSeq lists its product as uncharacterized. The record is from RefSeq and is a predicted model, not a curated record. Lineage: Eukaryota; Fungi; Ascomycota; Sordariomycetes; Sordariales; Sordariaceae.
AUGACCAUCUCCGAACAAGACGCCGCUGCACGCCUUGCGGUACGGAAACCCAUUCCGAAACCGGUUCCCGCCUAUCUUCCUACAGCCGGCUCUCCUCUCUCCGUCGACAAGGACCUCUACUCCACCAUACAACAAGCCCCACGUGUCCUUAUCGAGGAAUUCACCAUCCCUAUCCGCUCCGGCCGCGCCUGGACCGCACCAGCCGGCUCCAUCAUCCGCAUAUCCACCCCUGAAGGCCCCCAAGUGGGUGACCUCAAUAUUUGGAACCUUCACAACCCCCGCGAACGCUUCUGGGCCUCGCGGACCAAACAGCUCUAUGCCUCGCACGUCUCGACCUACGAUAGGCUCUGGUCCAACUUACCCUUCAUGCGGCCGAUGAUGACCAUUAUCGCCGACACGUUGUCCUGUGACGGAGAGUUCGACUUCCACUGCCACUCGAACCUGACGAGGGCGGUGAUGGAGUAUGGGCUGAACGAAGGUGAUGUGCAUGAUGUUAUUAACCUGUUCCAGGUGACGGGCUGGGAUGAGAAGGGGCGGUACUUCAUGAGCCCCUGUCCGGCGACCGAGGGGGAUUUUGUGGAGUUUCUGGCGGAACAGGACGUUUUGAUGGCACUGAGCACUUGCCCCGGCGGCAACCUUUCUCUCUGGGGCUUCGGAAGCGAUAACGAGAAGGAGAUGAUCAAGUGCUGCCGGCCCUUGAAAGUUGAAGUGUUCCGUUUCGAAGAUAAGGAGCUGCUUGACCGAAGCGGGUGGAAGCCGGCAGAAAAGGCAAACUAUCGCGGCCGACAUGGGCUGGUUGUUGCGGAACGAAGCACAAGCACCAAGUGA